UGACUGCUCUGCUGUCCUACCAUAGCAGACUCUGGUAGAGAAAAGGAUUAUGAUGCAGGUCCUUAGGGUGAUACAGCUGUCACCAUUCUGGAUAUAUAGAAAAGGCCUUGAUGACUGCCUCCAGCAAUACAUUAAAAAUUUUGAAAGGGAAAAAAUCAAUGGAGAACAGCUGUUGCACAUCACUCAUCAAGAACUUGAAGAACUGGGAGUCACUCGCAUUGGACACCAAGAAUUGAUCUUAGAAGCAGUUGAUCUGCUCUGUGCAUUGAAUUAUGGUUUGGAGACAGAAAACCUGAGAACACUCUCUCAUAAGCUGAAUGCCUCAGCCAAAAAUCUUCAGAACUUUAUAACGGGUAGAAGGAGGAGUGGCCAUUAUGAUGGCAGGGCCUCCAGACGACUGCCAAAUGAUUUUCUUACCUCUGUUGUAGACCUGAUUGGUGCUGCCAAGAACUUGCUAGCCUGGCUGGACAGGUCUCCAUUUGUCAGUGUGACAGAAUACUCAUUGCUGAAAAACAAUAUUGUUCAACUGUGCCUGGAAUUAACAACCAUCGUGCAACAGGAUUGCACAGUAUACGAAACAGAAAAUAAAAUUCUUCAUGUGUGUAAAACUUUGUCUGGAAUCUGUGACCACAUCAUCUCUCUCUCAUCUGACUCUCUGGUGUCUCAGUCAGCCCAUCUUGAAGUAGUUCACCUUACUAGCGUUAUGCCCAGUGAGGGCUUGGGGAUGUAUAUCAAGUCAACAUAUGAUGGGCUGCAUGUAAUCACUGGGACUACUGAAAAUUCUCCUGCAGAUCAGUGUAAGAAGAUCCAUGCAGGGGAUGAGGUGAUCCAGGUCAACCAUCAAACUGUGGUUGGCUGGCAGUUAAAGAACCUUGUAAAUGCAUUGCGGGAAGACCCAAAUGGAGUGAUCUUAACCUUGAAGAAACGUCCUCAAAACACUCUGGUUUCUGCUCCUGCACUUCUGAAGAAUGUGAGGUGGAAGCCUCUAGCACUUCAGCCUGUGAUUCCAACCAGUCCAACAAGCAGCUCCACAACACCAACCAGCACAAUGGGCAUGUCCUCAAAAAUUGACAGCUCUGCUCUUCAGGACAUUUUCAUCCUCUCUCCCAUGUCAGGACUUUAUGGCCCAAGGGAUGAAAUUGGAAUAAUGUCUUGUGAUGACAUCAGCAAAUAUGGAAAGUCUGGAAUGAAAGGCUCCGAGUCACCUAGCUACUUUCUGGAGCAUGAAAGUGGGAAGUAUUACACAUUAAUUGAAGAUGAGGGCCAUCCAAUGGGCUCUGAGUAUGAGAGAGGCAGAACUACAGGAGUUCGGAGAAGAGAAAAGACACCCACUCAUGGUGACUUGAGGCCUGUUUCUAUGCCUACAGAGUUCAGCUGGAUAGGGGAGUCAAAAGAACCGAACAUGUACAAGAGAGGCAGCCGAGACUCGGAGAAUUCACUCCUACGAUACCUGAGUGAUGACAAGAUCUUGGUGAUCCAAGAAGAGCCUUUGACACAGAAAGACAACAAGAGAGACACAGGCCGCAGGUCAAGGAAAAAGGGCAAAAACACAAGUAGUCCGAACUAUCCAAUUAGCCCAUCUAUGUUAACAUCUACUGUUAGCGUUAGGCUGGAACCUGGGCAGCAAGAUGUCCUGAAUUUCUCACUAGCUGAAAGCAACACUGUUCCACUGUACCACAGAGCAGGGGAGACAAUCGGUGGAGAUUCUGAAAGGUACGCUAGUUCUGCCAGUGACCGUCAAGGGAGCACAUCCAUGAGGAAGUCUUUCCACUACGCUUCCCUGAGGGUAAAAACCAAAAAAUGGUCCAAAGGGAGCUCUCUGACUAGUGGGAGCAGGAGGCGGAUUUCCUGCAAAGACUUGGGCCAUGGAGAUUGUGAGGGCUGGCUGUGGAAGAAAAAAGAUGCCAAAGGUUACUUUACACAGAAAUGGAAAAAAUACUGGUUUAUUCUGAAGGAUUCUUCACUCUACUGGUACACAAACCAGAAUGAUGAAAAAGCAGAAGGAUUCAUCAGUUUACCUGAGUUCAGGAUAGAUAGAGCCAUUGAAUGCAGAAGGAAACAUGCCUUCAAAGCAUGCCACCCCAAAAUUAAAAGCUUUUACUUUGCAACUGACUGUCUUGAAGAAAUGAAUAGAUGGAUGAACCGUCUGGGUCUUGCAGCCAUUGGUUAUACACCUGAUGACAAGAAUAUUCGGCCAGAUGAAGAUUACUGGAGUGAAAGUGACCAGGAUGAUAUUGAUGGCUCUUUAACCCUGAAACAGGAAGGCCCUUCAACACUAUGUGACACCUACCAUCGAACACCCUCAGUGAAUUCUUCAAGUCCAUUCCCUGAACCCAAACAUGGUCGACACUUUUCAAGCGAAUCUACCCACUCUUAUUCUUCUGUGGAGGAUUCUCGACAAGAUGCCACAGGAAGUACACACUUGUCAGGAUGCAGACCUCCCUAUCGAGAGAGGCGCUCAUGGCAGGACCUGAUAGAGACCCCCUUAACCAGUUCUGGCCUCCAUUUUCUUCAGACUGUUCCUCCUGACCCAGAAUACAUGAGUGGCCGACCUGGAAUGUCACCAGAGAAGCGAAGACAGGCAACAUUACCAGUCCAAAGACGUCACAAUCAGGAACGAGAUGGACCUUUCCCUUUGGUGGAGUGGCAAAGAGGAUAUAGUUCUCAUAACAGGCCCCAGAAGCAACGUAGUCAAAGCCUUCCACGAAACAGAGAUGUCAGGGGCAAAGGGCAUGUGAAGUCUUCAGGCAUAACAGAAGAGAAGCCUGAAGAGAAACUUAUAAAAAAGCAAAAUAGUUUCUGUGAAGAAGAAAACAUAAAGGAAAUCAGGGAAAGUACAGAUGGUCUGCAAGAGCUGUACAAGUCUUUGGAACAAGCCAGCUUGUCAGCCUUUGGAGAGCAGCGUCCUUCUACCAAGCAGGAAUUCCGGAAGUCUUUUGUAAAGAGGUGCAAUGAUCCAAUUAUCAAUGAAAAACUUCAUCACAUCAGAGUUCUCAAGAGCACUUUAAAAGCAAAGGAAGGGGACAUGGUAACUAUCAACAAUCUUCUGGAUGAUCCCAACUUGACAUCAAAGAAGUUCAAAGAAUGGAAGCUAAAGAACUAUGAAUUUUUCCUGGACAUUUUGUUUCAUGGUAAAAGAAAAACAUCUGCUUCUGAAGAUGGUAGCUAUGGCAGUUUUCAUAAUCACACCACUGUGAAUUUCGUGCCACAAACCUGUGAGUCAUAAUUAUUAAAAUAUUGUAAUCUGAGGCUUCAAGACUGAGAAUUAAGUAAAAGAUUCUUGAACUGAUCAAUUGUUUGUAUAUCAGACUGUCAUAAAGCUGGGUAAAGAAUUCAUAUUGUUCAAAAUUAUUCACCAUAUAAUUUUUUAUCUGUAGAUACUUCAUGAACAAGUUAAUUGCAAGUAUUCAAUUCAGUAUUUGAAAUUCAAUCUGUAUUAGUUAGUUUUAAAUGGAUGAAUAAAAUCACAUGGUUUCUUUCUGUUCAAUUCUUAGAAAUUUGAAGAAUCAGAUUUUUGGAGUGAAUACUUGCAUUUAUGAAAACAAAAUCUGCUUUCCAUAAAUAUUCUUGAAGAUGCACUUAAAACUCAAGUUUCUGCAAACGUUCCUGCUUGUGAACUUAUUUAUUAGAAUAGUCUCAGAAAGCAAACAGAACAAUCAAAGCAAUUUCAUAUAUAAAUUCAAAUAAAUAUUUGCAGAAAAAUGUUUUUGCAGUAUGUGCCCAGUUCUAGUUUCACAGAAGAAAUCAAAUUGUAAAGUUCAAAUUAUUUGUUGUGAUAUGAAAUGGAAAAAAAAUGGCUCAAGGAGAUAAAUUUACUUACUUUAUAGAGACCAGAAUUUAGUGAGAAAGCAUCGUUUUGUUUAGUUCAUUUACGAUAUGGUACCUGAAAAAAAGGAAUACUACUUACUUAUUUUUCUGUUAUCACUAUUACACCACCAUUUAUUUGAACCACAAUGGACACAGUGGUAAAAAAAUUCACCCUGAAAUAAUUCCAAGAUAUAGUUAUAUUAUUAGUAGAAGAGUAUUACUGACCUUUAUAUUGGGUUCUCUGCAUCACACCAGCUCUUGAAUCAUGAAAUCAUUGCAGUACAAUUAUAAUUACAGUUGGAUAGAACAUACAUUUAGGUCCCUAAUUCGACAAAGCAAUUAAGUCCAUGCUAGGUCCCAUUCAGGUCAAUGGGUCCGUAAGCAUGGGCUUAAAAGGGUAUGAUCCUGCUGCUGUUUAAGUUAAUGGCAAAAUUCCCAUUGACUUCAGAGGAGCAGGAUUAAACCCUAAGUGCUCUGCUGAAUAGUGAUGGAUUUAAGCAUGCACUUAAAGUUAAGCCUGUGCCUAAGUGCUUUGCUGAACUGGAGCAAUAAUGAAGGUGCAGGGAAUAGACCGAGAAAAACUUGCCAUCACACAUUCACCAAAAUCAGAGUUGUGAUAUUCAUGCAAACAGUAAACACAAAUCUGAAUGUAUUUACUAUGUGAACAUUUUAAUUAGUGCACCACUGAAUAGAAAGAGCAUGAGAAGAGGUAUCUUUCUAACUUUUGUUCAUAUCAGAUCUAUAAAUAUUAUAGAUAGAUAUAGAUAUCUCACUAUUUUUUUAUUGCUGUCCUCCAUAUGAUGUGGAAGGAGUAUUAUGUAUUGAAAUAAGCAAUGGUGUAAGGUGGAAAAGCCACUUUGAAAUUGUACUGCAUACUGUAUAUGCACUAACAAGAAGCUAUUGGUCACAGAAUACUAAUUAAAUGGAUUGUGCUUUUGGUGUUCUUACUGAGAUUUAAACAGCUGCAUUUUGGUUCAAACCCAAACCACAGUCUGUGCUUUUGUACUAAGAUUUUAAAACAAUAUUCAAGAGGGAUUCCAUUGUAUUGUAACCCAAAGAUCAAAAAAUGCCACUUG
Mauremys mutica (yellowpond turtle) is the source of this 4883-nucleotide messenger RNA. Its product is annotated as connector enhancer of kinase suppressor of ras 2-like. Gene Ontology annotation, molecular function: protein binding. Lineage: Eukaryota; Metazoa; Chordata; Testudines; Geoemydidae. The transcript is spliced from 25 exons. Gene Ontology annotation, cellular component: cytoplasm; membrane. The record is from RefSeq and is a predicted model, not a curated record. Gene Ontology annotation, biological process: regulation of signal transduction. Bases 50 to 3226 code for a protein of 1058 amino acids.